CCAUAAGGAAGGAGACAAACUAAGGCCGGCUGAGCAUUUAUAUGCAAAGGCCUGCCCUUUAUCCUUCAGUGAUGCAGGAAUGUGAAGGAUGCUGAGCGUCCACCUGAUACUGCUCUGCGCCCGGGGGAGGGUCUCCAGUCUCCACUCUGGCUGCCAUAAUACGGCUCAGCUCAUGUAGACAGGCAGGAGGGGGAAGCACAUCCUCAGAGAGGACAUAAGAAGAGACCGGGGUCCGGACGAACCGUGCAGAACGACACAAGCCGAUAUCAGCCGCCGCUACGUGUGAGGCGAGGUCACCGCAGUACCGCGGUUUUCUCUUGUGACUUGACCCAAAGCUGAGAGUAACCUCAGGCACUGCCAACGACCUCUGUGAUCUCUUGAUUCAACACUAUUAUCGGUGUCUUAAAUGAUGUGUAGGAGAAGGACUGGGUAGAAAAUCCCCAUAAAGCCAACAGAGAAAAGGAAAAGGAACUAGGAUCACAUGGUUGGUAUGGACUGACGAGUCAGCUGAAAGCAGAUCAGUGUGGCUUUGCUUGGAAGUGUAAGUCUUUUAUUGCAUCUGACCACAGAGCAGGUCAAUUAUCUUUAAGAGGAUCAAUUACAAUUCAAUUUAUUAAUGGGAAAUAAUUAAAUGAUGAUUGUGUCCUCUUUGCAGAUGAGAUUAAUUUAAUUUCAAAUUGUUUCUCCAAAUUGAUUCUUUCAGUCAUUACUAUGCAACAGGCAGGGAUUUGAGCUAUAAACAUGGUUUAAACGUUGAGAUAAAGAUACAAUAGGAUUCCCACUGUUAGGUUAAACGUCUUUUUGAUAAAAAAAGCUGUUGUAAUAUGAUGUUUUAUAAAAAUCUGUGACAGGUGUAUUUUGAAAAGUUGCAUUUAAAGAUAUGGCAGUGAUUUCCCCAAACCUGUGAAGCAUCAUUCUUUUUACUACCUCUGUAUAGUAAGGAUGUCUUCCAUUAUGAUUGUUAUCUGUGAACCCAGAAUCUUGACAUUUAUCUCCUGCAGCUCAACUCCUCUCCUCCCUCUUCUCAUCUCAUCUCUUCUUUCAUGUCUCCUGCCUCUCUGCUGUCACACUUUACUGACAUGUGUUUGUGCUCUCAUUCCAUCCUUUUCCUUGGCGCUUGACAACGGAAGUGGUGGCUGUUUCUGGUAUUUGUUUCUUUUUCUUUUUUUGCACUGCCUUUGUUCUUCUGUUCCCUGGAAACCAAAAAAGAUCUUUUUAUCCUUUUUAUCCUUUUAUGCCGAGCACACAAUGUGAAUCUAUCUUGGAAUUUUUAUCGAUCUGAGGAAACUGAGACACAAUUGGAUGUAGCUAUCUAUUUGGAUUUUUUUGUUUUUGUUUAUGAACAGUUUUUAUAUUUCUUAUAAAAAAAGUUAAGUUUGCAGUAAAUACUAUCCAUAUUCUUUAAACACCUUAAACUGUGUUGGGUACAAAUAUAUAGUCAUGCACUGCUCUUCUCUAGCACUUCUCUUGUUUCAGAUUAGAAAACAUAGUUCAAUAAGCACUGCAUCUGGCAAACAGCCAUAGAUGCCCUCUACACAGUGUCAUUGAUGGAACAUGUUGAAUAAUUUACAAAUGCAUGCAUUUUUCAAAGCAGUGGUGUUUUCAGUGGCAGUAAGCUUUCAGCAGGGUCAGCUCAGUGUACCUGCUAUUUGUUAACCAGGCAUACAGACUGCAUAGUUGUAAUAUAGAGUGUCAACUGUAGUUAAAAAGUAAAUGACCCCAGUGUAAUAGAAGAAAGUGCUAUACUUUGUAAGUGUCCAGAGGCAAUGUUGAUCUGAAUGUCCUUUUCGGUGAAUAAUGCUUAAACAAGUCAUUUAUGAGUGAAAUGCCCCAACAUCCUUGACAUCAAAUACAUUUUAGGCAUUCACAUUUUCUUUCAUAGUACUAAUUACAAAUGCCAGCAUGCUAGCUAUGCUCCAAAUGGCAGACUAUACAUUACAGUUGGUUUUAAUUGGAUCAGUUGGAGGCAUUUGGAGAGUACUUUGGGAGGCAAUGCAAGGGCCCUUGCUGUGAUUGGUUAUUAUGUAGUUAACUGUAUUUGAUAAAAACCCUGAAAACUGUCACAGUAUAGCAUGUGUGGAGCCCAAAUGCAGGAAAUGAAGUCAAAUGGUAUGAAAGAAAAGUGCGGCUUAUAUUGGCUGUUAAAGUGCCAAAACUAAACUAAGACAAAAGCGGGAUCAAAGUAGGAAAUGAGGGAGACCUCAGUGAAGAUUAAUGGAUGUAAGGAAGGAGGAAAUGCAGAGGUUUGCUGUGACUGAUGAAGAUGUUAGGGAUAGGGUGAAAUAGAGGGAGAUGAUCUGCUGUGGCGAGCCCGAAAGAGAGCUGCACAUAUGUUAAUGCUGUCAUUUUGGUCAUGUUAAAGCAUGCUGAUGUAAGUAUAGUCACAGAGGCUUUAGGCUGUUAGCCUUGUUUAACCACACAGUGGCUAGGCUGUGACUGCAUUUGGAUUAAAAUAGUUUUAUCUACAUGCAUUUGACAUUGACAGUGUGCUGCUGAGCUGAACGGCACAGAAAUCAAGUGAAAUCAAAGUCGAGUGUUGACUUUGGUAAAGAAAAGAAAAGCUGUAUGAGCAGAAACAGAUGUGUUGCGACUAUAAAAGCUGAUUUAUGCAGAGAUGCAAUCAGGGUUGAGUAGCACAUACUGUAUGUGCAACAAUAGACAUGGUUGACGUCAGCAAAUUUAAAUAGUGGCAUUGUAUUAAAGACUGUCUGCUAAAACCUCCUGUAAAUGCCAGCUCAGUCCAAUUAGCUGUUAUGUUGAAUAGAUUACACAGAAAUAAACACCUGAAAUGUAUUGUUUGUUUCAUACCAGUGCAGAAUGAAAGUAUAUAUAGUAAAAUAACAGAGCAAAAACAGUGACCACAGAGGUUAGACGACAGAGGAAGUGCAUGAAUGAAAUGUUCAGUUUCUGUGUGAACACUCAGAAACUGCCUUAAAAGAUUUGAGAGAUUCAAGUGGCCUCACACUAAUUUGUAUGUAUCUUUUCUCCUUUUCUCUCCUUUUUCUUGUAGACUCAAUCUCCCAUAAUUAUGAAUAGCAGCACAGCAUCACAUUAUGGAAACAUGAUUACUUAAAUAAUCUAAAACUCAUUAUGCUUGCAUGAAUGGACAUUACAGUUGACAGAUAUUACAAUUUGGGUCUGGGUCAGGACAAAUCAACAUAUAUAUCUUCCUCCUGCUUAUCUGAGUCUGGGUCACAGACCCAGCAGAAGUUUAAACAGAGAAUCCCAGGCCUCCCUCUCCCCAGGAUACCUACUUCAGCUCAUCUGGGUGUGAUCCUGAGGCAUUCCCAAGUGACAAUGGUGUUGUUUCUGAUUGGGAUCUCUAUUCCUGUGAAUAAUUCUUCUCAUGAGAACCAAACUGCAGGAAACUCCACCCAUCAGGGUGCGCAUGUGCUGCCUUCAACACUGGUUUUAUCCCUUCUUCUUAUCAUCGUUGUCCUGCUGACAAUCUACUGCCUGAGGUUCAAAAACCACAGGAAAGCUCUGGUUACCUCAGUGGAUAAAAAAAUUCCUAACGGCUUCUUGGAGGAGCAAGGAGAGCAGACAGUGGUCCUCCUCCCCAGAUCUCCUUCACCAUCCAAGAGGUACUUCCCUAUCCCUUUGGACUCAUUGGAGGAGGAGUACCGGAUACGCUCUGCAGAUGAUGGCAAGCUCUUCAGAGAAGAGUUCAAUUCACUGCCGUGUUACUACCACCAUGGGUCCUUUGAGGAGGCGAGCAGAGAGCACAACAGAGAGAAAAACAGAUAUCCAAAUAUUUUACCAUACGAUCAUUCAAGGGUGGUGUUAAGUCAUCUCGAUGGACACUUGUGCUCAGACUACAUAAAUGCAUCUUACAUAGAUGGUUAUAAAGAAAAGAACAAAUUCAUUGCAGCUCAAGGUCCAAAACCUGAGACAGUGGCUGACUUCUGGCGGAUGAUUUGGGAACAGAAAACAGCAACUAUAGUAAUGCUGACGAAUUUAAAAGAAAGGAAGGAGGAAAAAUGUUAUCAGUACUGGCCAGAAAAAGGCUGCUGGAUGUACGGGAACAUCAGGGUGGCGUUAGAGGAUGUCAUUGUACUGGUGGACUACACCAUUAGAAAAUUCUGUGUUCAAUAUCAGGGCAGCGAUGGUCCCAGAGCUCCCCGACUGGUCACCCAGCUUCACUUUACCAGCUGGCCAGACUUCGGAGUGCCAUUCUCACCCAUCGGCAUGCUGAAAUUCCUCAAGAAGGUCAAAGCUGUCAACCCAUCCUACGCUGGACCUAUUGUUGUGCACUGCAGUGCCGGGGUUGGGCGGACUGGGACAUUCAUUGUCAUUGACAGCAUGAUCGACAUGAUGCACAUAGAACAGAGAGUGGAUGUCUUUGGGUUUGUGAGCAGAAUACGAGAACAGCGCUGUCAACUGAUCCAGACAGAUAUGCAGUACUCCUUUAUCUACCAGGCUCUGCUGGAGUACUAUCUGUAUGGAGAUACAGAGCUAGAUGUGUGCUCUCUGGAGGGCCAUCUGCAGAGGCUUCACAACACCAGGGCUCCCCACGACAGGCUGGGCCUGGAGGAGGAGUUCAGGAAGCUGACCAACGUUCGCAUAAUGAAGGAGAACAUGAGAACUGGGAACCUUCCUGCCAACAUGAAGAAGAACCGUGUGCUUCAGAUCAUUCCGUAUGAUUUCAACCGAGUAAUACUCUCAGUGAAAAGAGGACAGGAGUUCACCGACUACAUCAAUGCCUCCUUUAUUGAUGGCUACAGGCAGAAGGACUAUUUUAUCGCAACCCAGGGCCCACUGUCUCACACAGUGGAGGACUUCUGGAGGAUGGUGUGGGAGUGGAGGUGCCAUUCAAUCGUUAUGCUCACCGAACUCAAAGAGAGGGAGCAGGAAAAGUGUUACCGGUAUUGGCCAUCAGAGGGCAGUGUAACAUUUGGAGAUUAUACGGUGGAGCUGACUGGAGACACACAGUGUGAAACCUUCACUCUCAAAGACAUGGUUCUCACCUACAGACCAGAAAAGCAGUCACAACAUGUCCGACACUUCCACUUCCACGGAUGGCCUGAGAUUGGAAUACCAGCCGAGGGAAGAGGGAUGAUUGACAUUAUUGCCGCUGUGCAGAGGCAGCAGCAGCAGUCUGGAAACCGUCCCAUAAUUGUGCACUGCAGUGCCGGUGCAGGACGGACGGGGACCUUCAUAGCCCUCAGUAACAUUCUGGAAAGAGUGAAAGCUGAAGGCCUCCUGGACGUUUUUCAGACAGUCAAGAGUUUACGCAUGCAGAGACCACACAUGGUUCAGACCGUGGAGCAAUACGACUUCUGCUACAGAGUGGUCCAGGAUUUUGUUGACAUUUUCUCAGACUACGCCAAUUUCAAAUAGUGUAAUAAUGCUCUGUAUGCUUUGUGUCAAAUUAACAUAUGCAAUUUUUUUCUGAAUGUUGUUUUCUAAAGCAAGCAAUUUUAGUAUUUUGCACUUGAGUACAGAUUUAAACUAAAUGGUGUAAUAUACUUUAAUAUAACUGAAAACAUGUGGUCCACAAAAAAGUCUGUCUGUUAUGAGAAUGUUUGAUCUUCAAGUACCCCAAUGUAAAAUGUAGUAAUUUUACUAAAUGGCUUGGAUAAAUUGUAAAAAAAAAAAAAAAAAAAAAAAA
This is a messenger RNA of Oreochromis niloticus (Nile tilapia), 5611 nucleotides long. RefSeq names its product receptor-type tyrosine-protein phosphatase epsilon. The coding region runs from base 3103 to 5340 and encodes 745 amino acids. NCBI's taxonomy places the organism in Eukaryota, Metazoa, Chordata, Actinopteri, Cichliformes, Cichlidae. The record is from RefSeq and is a predicted model, not a curated record. Gene Ontology annotation, molecular function: protein tyrosine phosphatase activity. The transcript is spliced from 22 exons. Gene Ontology annotation, biological process: protein dephosphorylation.